Loxodonta africana (African savanna elephant) is the source of this 468-nucleotide messenger RNA. Its product is annotated as deoxyuridine 5'-triphosphate nucleotidohydrolase-like. NCBI's taxonomy places the organism in Eukaryota, Metazoa, Chordata, Mammalia, Proboscidea, Elephantidae. The coding region runs from base 1 to 468 and encodes 155 amino acids. Gene Ontology annotation, molecular function: magnesium ion binding; dUTP diphosphatase activity. The transcript has a single exon. The record is from RefSeq and is a predicted model, not a curated record. Gene Ontology annotation, biological process: dUMP biosynthetic process; dUTP catabolic process.
AUGGGGGUGGCACCACUCACUAUUACUCCUAGUAAUCCACUUGCAAAAUUUUUGCUCCCUGUUCCCACGACCCUAUGCUCUGCAGGCCUAGAGGCCUUAGUUCCAAAGGGAGGAAUCUGCCCAUCUGAAGACACAUCACUGAUUUCAUUGAACUGGAAAUUAAGGAUGCCACCUGGCCACUUUGGGCCCCUUAUGCCUCUGGAUCAGCAGGCAAAGAAGAGAGUUAUAGUAUUGGUUGGCGUGAUUGAUCCUGAUUACCAAGGGGAAAUUGGACUGAUAUUAUGUAAUGGAGGUAAAGAAAAGUAUGUCUGGAAUGCAGGAGAUCUCUUAGGGCAUGUCUUAGUAUUACCGUGCCCUCUGAUUAAAGUCAAUGGAACACUACAGCAACCAUUUUCUGACAUGACCUCUAAUAGCCCAGAUCCUUCAGGAACGAAGGUUUGGAUCACUCCACCAGGCAAAGAUCCAUGA